CCCACACUGGUCCUUUGUGGAUACGAUAGGACACCCCUGAUUUAAACAAACUCCUUCAGCUCAUGGAUUUGCUUAAAAACUGAACUUAAGUAAUCAGUUUUCAGAGCCUCUCUCAAUGCAUGGUGGCUGUGGAAUUUCUGUAGCUAGAGGUGAAGCUCUGAUGUCCAUCUGAUGUUCAGUGCUAUCUAUGCUUUCCUCACAAAAAGGUCCAAAGAUGCCAUUUUCAAAGCCUUUAAGGAUUUUUGUGCUGAUAGUUAUGUAGGUGCAUGUAUAGCUUAAGGAGAAGUCAUGAAGGACACGUGCUCAAACAAUUGCUCCUCCAUCUGAAGCUAAGGAACCAGUUUCUGGUUAAUACUGACUACAUGGGGAAGAAAAUCACCAGGGGUUAAUGAAGCUGGAGCUCUUUGAAUACGGGAUUUAGCUCAAUGAUAUUCCAAGACACUGAUCUGCAUGAGGAUAUGUUUUUCAUAGAGGCUACAAAGCAUGUCUACUUCUUUCUUCUAACAAUGGACUGAGGAAGAAUCAUUAGAACUAUUUCACUUAUUAAAGUAGCACUUUUAUGCUUUUUUGAAAUAGUGCUUUAGGGAGAUGAGCUCUGUCAAAGCUAUGAUGGUGCUCUUUUAUCUGCCGGAAAACAGAAACCUAAACAGUUUUGCUCGAAACACUAAAUGAAAACUCUGCUGUGCCUCUCGUGUGGGCGUGGUCAAGCCAGAAGUGGGCGGGGUUAACGCAGCGCGCACUCCCUAAACUGGCGCUGCGGCAGAGCGCGCGCAGUCCGAGACCUCUGAUUCCAUCACCAUCCGUUUGUACAGGACUCAUUGUUUCUCUUUUAUCACCUAGUAUCUUUACUCUUCGACUUCAAAACUCCCAGAUGCACCUGCAAUUAUCCAAUCAACCAUCGAUCAAUCCUGUGGCAGCAGCACAAUACAUAAAAUCAUGCAGAUGGGUCUCUCAAAAGCAGUUGAUCUCCUGGGAUUGUCAAGCACAAGAGUCUCUAGAUUUUACGCAGAAUAUAUUCAGCGAGAGGCAGUUCAGUAGACAAACAUCUUUUUGAUUACAGAAUUCAGUGGACAAUGGCCAGACUGGUUCACGCUGACGGUUUGCUCCUCUCAUCCAUGGAAGAAGAAUCUGAGAGAGACAAAGCCGAUAUGGGCAGAGGGACAUUGGAGCUACCCACAGUUUACACGAUUUCAGAUCUCCUCCCUGACAUUAACAUGACCAACAGCACCAGUCUCACAGAGGAGAUCCUAUAUUCUCCAUACUUCCAGCAUUCACUGGACAUGGCUGCCGUGUUCGUCCUGGCCUACCUGUUCAUCUUCCUGCUCUGCAUGAUGGGUAACAGUGUAGUGUGUCUCACAGUCCUGAGGAACAGGCACAUGUGGACGGUCACUAAUGUCUUCAUCUUGAACCUUUCCAUCAGUGAUCUGCUUGUGGGGAUCUUCUGCAUUCCCACCACUUUGGUGGACAAUCUCAUAACAGGUUGGCCAUUCAGUGACAUAAUAUGCAAGCUGAGUGGCCUUGUGCAAGGAAUGUCUGUCUGUGCCUCCGUCUUCACACUGGUGGCCAUUGCAGUGGACAGGUUUCGCUGUGUAGUUUACCCCUUUAAACCCAAACUAACACUUAUUGUGGCAAAGGCAAUCAUUGGGAUGAUAUGGCUGUUGGCUCUGGUCAUAAUGUUCCCCUCGGCCCUGAUGUUGACCGUCCAGCAAGAACAAAGCCACUUUAUGAUUCAAGAUGACAACUACAAUCUGACCUAUCCUCUUUAUUCUUGCUACGAGACCUGGCCUGAGCCUGAGAUGCGGAAAGUGUACACCACAGUGCUGUUUGCCCAUAUAUACCUGAUUCCCCUCAUUCUUAUCAUCCUUAUGUAUGGGGGCAUUGGAGCGAAACUGUACUCGACCACCUUCCUGGUCAAGGUGAACCAAACUGAUGGCACUCCUCAAGGGAAGUCACCUAUAUCGUGCAGGAAGAUCAAAGUCAUCAAAAUGCUCAUUGUUGUGGCCCUUCUCUUCAUGCUGUCCUGGCUGCCUCUGUGGACCUUGAUGCUGCUGACUGACUAUGCACGUCCUGAAGGGGACCAACUGGAUCUUCUGACAGGUUACAUCUUCCCUUUGUCCCACUGGCUGGCCUUCUCCAACUCUAGUGUCAAUCCCAUCAUCUACGGCUACUACAAUAAAAAUUUCAGGCAAGGAUUUCGGGCUGUUUGGAUGCAGCGACCAUCCUGCUGCUUGGACAAGCCUUCACAGGUCUGUCUCAGGAGGGUUAAGAGGGGCAACAAGACUUGCACUCGCUUGGACAAAGCUCUCAGUUCCAACACUCUGAACCUCGGAGUAAGAAACAAAAUUUACACCGACAAUGACCUAACGGGUUGUGUGCGUCUGGAGAUGGAACACAGGAGAGUGUCUAAGGAAACGAGAAGCUCGGGGGCAGAAGGGGGAAACAGGGGAACGGCGAUCAAAAGAGAGCUUCUGGAAGACAUCGAGAGGAUCUCUCCAACGGGACCUACAGCGUACCAGGCCUGGGAACUUUGAGUGGUCCUCCUCAAUAUGAGGCAGAUGGUCGUAAUGGAUGCUGAAAGUCAGUUUUCUAUGAAAUUUGCUCCUGCCAAUGAUGGAGAAAAAGAACGUAAAUUAAAGUGAAAACAAACAUAAGCCAAAAACACAAGCAGUAAAUUGCCUGUAUCAUUCAGGUGACCUUUGUGUAGAAGUCUCAUAUUGGAAAAGUAUAUAGUAGAUUGGGCCUAACAUGCCUGUAAGCAGGUCAUUUAUCACAUAAUGUACCAGUCAGGUAACAGAAAAUAAGCCCACGGAUAAAUGGAAUUGUGUAUUAGCAUCAAGGGACUCUCAGACCUUCUUUUUUUUUUUUUUUUUCAUUCCUACAGUGCUAUAAAUAUUGUGAUAAUGUUAGUUUUACACAUGAUGAAUGUCCAAUCUUUGGUUACGCAAGGAAAAAAACAUGCAUGUCUUAACUUUCUUAUGAGAAAGUAAAGCUUCUAAGCUUACUUUCCACUAGAGUCAUUAUUCACGGGCUGCUGCUUCUUUAGCUUCUGCUUUGUUCAUGCAGUUAUUUUCCAAACCUGUCACUUUUCCUGCUUUGCUGUGGCUUUCCCUUCACUCAUGCAUCAGAAAUACAUUACCAAAUGUAUAUAUUGCGUUUCUUAUUGGCCUGGUGAAUAGUACAAAGCUAUUUACAUACUUUCUAUGCUGCAGUUUGGGAGCAUGUGUAAAAUCUCUCACAUGAGCAAAUGGUUGGUUCUGUAUGGGUAAGAAAGUAAGAAAACCACAUUCCAUUACAAAUUUGAAGUGGCUUAUAUCCAAUUGCUCCCAAAAUGCGUCACAGAUCUGAUUUGAUGCAUAAUGCAUGAAGGCAAAAUCAUUUUUUUUUUUUUUUUUCCGAAACAAAUUUGACCCACAGUCAUAUAUUUUUAUAGAUCAAAAGAAUAUCUGGUACAUGGCCAUGCAGUCUUAAUGAAAAUCCCUCUUCACUGUGCAUGUGUACUGCUGAAUCCUCUCCUAAACACACAUAUCCCUCAGCACAGGAGUGUUCGUGAAAGCGGCAAAAAUGGCAAAAACACCGCAUCUGACCUUUUCUGGUUCAGGAACAGCCCAUAAUCUGUGUGCUGAAGGCUUUUAUUUGAUGUAUGCAUGGCUGCAAGAAUAGAUCAUUCUGACAAAUAUGACUUUUUGAUGUGGUUCAGGGUGCUUCUGAAUUGUGCACAUUAUUGAAUUUUUUUUUUUUUUUUUUAGUGAAUCAUUUGUGUAUACAGGUCUGAGUGCAGUAAUGACAUUUCUAGUCACAGUAAUAACAGGUCUGUUCAGCAAUAAUUGCAGGUAUGUUCACCCUAAUGACAGGUCUGUGCACAGUAUUUACAGGACUAGUCGCAGUAAUGACAGGUCUAAUCACAGUAAUGACGGGUCUGUGCACAGUAUUUAUAGGACUAGUCGCAGUAAUGACGGAUCUAAUCACAGUAAUGACAGGUCUGUGUACAGUAUUUAUAGGACUAGUCGCAGUAAUGACGGAUCUAAUCACAGUAAUGACAGGUCUAAUCACAGUAAUGACGGGUCUGUGCACAGUAUUUAUAGGACUAGUCGCAGUAAUGACAGGUCUGUUCAACACAAAUUACAGAUCUGUUCAUGCUAAUGACAAGCCUGUUAACAAUAAUGAAAUGUCUAUUAACCCUAAUUACAGGUCUGUUCACACUAAUGAUAGCUCUGUUCACAGAAAUAACAGGUCUAUUCACACUAAUGACAGGUUUCUUCACAGUAUUGACAAGUUUAUUUACAGUAAUGUGUUCACACUAAUGAUGGCUUUGUUUACAUUAAUAACAGGUACGUGUGACAGAAAUGUGGACGUUAACUAAGACAAAGACUGGAUCUGAAGAAACCUUUUCUAUGAGAUUCCUAUUGGUUGAGAGUUCAUGGGUCACCAUGGAAACUCAUACAGUCUGUAAAUUCGCAUGGCUGGGCUAUGAGCUGUGAGAGAUACUGUGCAUUCUUGGGGCAUAUAUGGAACCCCAUGGAAAUUCAUGACACUCUCGCUUCUACUUAGCUGUCCACAUUGCUGGAAGAGAUCAAAAGUCAGGCAUCCAGAAGAUGCCAUGGUUCUUCCAUGAUAAUUCCCAUAAUCAUAACUGGAUUGUGAGCAAUAAUGUACUAUGAAAUCCCAUUAAAGUCCUAUAUUCUUUUAUAUAUUCAUCUUCGGAAAGCACUUUGUCCUGGUCAGGGUUGUUGAGGGUCUGGAGCCUAUUCUGGGAACACUGGGCGUUAGGCAGGAAUUCACCCUGGGAUCGACACCAGGCCAUAUCGCACCUAGGGGCAAUUUCUUAGCCAAUACACCUUGUGGCAUUUUUAGGAGGUGAGAAGUAACCAGCGAAUCUGGAGAAAACCCACUCGGACGCAGGGAGCACGUGUGCAACCCGACAGCAACCCGAGCAACACCAUCCCAUAUUCAAGGUGUGCUGAUUCACAGUGGGGUUCUAUUCGAAUACCCACUGAAAAAUUUCAUGGGAAUCUUAUGAGAAUUUUCCAAAGAGGAAAAAUUAGAAUUGAGCUUUAAGGUUGGUAGUGUGAACACAUCUGAAUUUGAAAGAUUAGUGUCUGAUGGGAAAAUAGAUAUUUAUUUUAAGUUAUAGUUUUGCCAUUCUGUUUUUUUAGGGUUGAAUUUGGGAAUUUAAACCCGAAGUUCAGACAUUGAUGUAAAAAAAAAAAAAAAAAAACUUUAAAACAUUAAAAAUUUGCUUUCAAAAGGAAAACAAGGACAAAAGUCAAGAAUUUAGCUCUGCAAGUCAGAUGACUCAGAU
Molecule: messenger RNA, 5299 nt
Organism: Pangasianodon hypophthalmus (striped catfish)
Lineage: Eukaryota; Metazoa; Chordata; Actinopteri; Siluriformes; Pangasiidae
Gene: npffr1l3
Product: neuropeptide FF receptor 1 like 3
Exons: 10
Coding region: 1074-2531 (485 amino acids)
Biological process (GO): G protein-coupled receptor signaling pathway
Cellular component (GO): membrane
Molecular function (GO): peptide binding; neuropeptide receptor activity
Source: RefSeq, a predicted model, not a curated record